CGCGGGGGGGGGGGGCACAGGGUCGGCGGUUGCUAAGGGGAGGGGGUUGUGGCAAGGCGAGGACAGGCAAGGGACCUGAAGGAGAGGUGGAGGCGGCCUUGGAGUCCGGCAGAAAAGGCUGGGGACGGCGGCGGCUCGCUGUAGACUCGAGGGUGGCCUUGCCACCGGCUGCGUUGUCUCUGUCUGCCAUGGGUGAAGUGCCCGAAGAUUGGAUUUCAGUUUGAAGGACUGCUCCAGUGAUUACAGAUGGCUGUACCACAGCAGGCUGCGAGUUCUGGCCUAGAGGCGCAGCAAACCCUCCUGGCCACAGUCAGUGGAAAUGUACAGAAAUAUUCAGUCAAGAAGAAGAAGAUCCUCAGUGCAGAAGAGCUAGAAUUGUAUGAGCUCACACAAGCUGCUGGUAUUGUCAUGGACCAGGAAGUCUUUAAGAUUAUUGUGGAUCUGUUGAAGAUGAACGUGGCUCCAUUGGCAGUUUUCCAGAUGCUGAAAGCCAUGUGCGCAGGACACCGAAUUGCAGAGAUGUCCUCGACUGAGACACCAUGCACAACAACACAAAGCAACAUUGCAGACUCUAGAGAUAAUCAAAAGUUCAAAUCUGAGCAUUCGUUUAUCUCCGCAAAGAACAGUAAAAUCCCAGCACUGUCCUUUUCCUCUGCCCUUCGAUCUCCGAGACUAGCCACUAAGAUUGUGGUCUACAACCCUGCUGAUGCUUGCUCACCUCUCUCUCAAGGUCCCCCUGGUUCCUUCCAGUUUUCUUGCUGCCUGUUCUCGCCCUUCUCAGUGAGAAAUAAGUCCAGUACUGCCAUCAGUGGUACACAGACACAGAUGGAGCGAAGCACCAGCCGUGAAGGAUCUAGCCAGCGGGUGCCACGACAGCCUAGUGCAACCAGAGUCCCUAAAGGUAGUGGUACUGGGAAAACCACUGGAAGUGGCAGCAGCUCGCAAACAACAUCCAGUCAGUAGUCUGAAGAGUGUUUACCAUCUGAUAUAAAAAUGACUGCAUUAUUGGGCAGAUGAUGUUUAAAAUGGGGUCCAUGUCCGGUUUUUUUUUGUCUUAUUUUUCUCAUCUGUUUAUUAUUUUUGUAGCAAGUGAAAUUAACUACCACUGGACUUUUGAGAUCCCAUCAGAUGUUUUCUGUUGAUGCAAAUUUAUAGGAGUGUAACUUGGUUCUGUCAUUAUACAGGAUUGUAACCUUUCUCACUACAUGUGUGAUCUAGUAAUUCUGCUUUAUUUUCGUUCAUAUUCUAUAGUUUGCAAAAACACAUCAUUAAAAUGUACUGCUAGAAUUGAAACAGAUGCUGGCCAGUAUUGAAGUGGGUCACUUCCUGUGCAAAUCACUUUCUUGGCAUAACUCACCAGAUAAAACUAGACACAUAAGUAGAGAAUAAAUUUUCUACUUUACCCUGGACAUUAAUACUACCUUCCAAUAAGUUUGGAAGUAACAUUGAAGCAAGUACUGUCGACUAUUCAGCUCUUAAAGCGUGGUCUGCCGUUCAGUUAAAUGGUGGCUACUUUGAAGAUACUCAUACAAUUUUAAAUGACAAGCAAUAGGGAGUGAGCACCAAAAUCAUCAUAGAAUUCCUACAAUGUGGAAGCAGGCCAUUUGGCCCAUUAAGUCCACACCAACCCUCCCAAACAGCAUCCCACUCAGAUCCACCUCUUCACAUUAUCCCUGUAACCCUGAAUUUUCCACGCCUAAUCUGCCUAUCCUUCUCAUCCCUGGACACUGGUGCAAUUUAGCAUAGCCAAGCCACCUAACUGCCUAAUCUGCACAUCGUUAGACUGUCCGAAGAAACUGGAGCACCUGAAGGAAAUCCACACAGACAAGUGGACAAUGUGCGGGCCUUACAUGGGGACCCUGGUGCUGUAAGACAGCAGGGCUAACCACUGAGACCCAUGUUGCCCCAUGUGCAAUUAGUUACAAAGCUCUUGGAUCUGAAUGCUGAACAGCUAAAGCUGAACCUUAAUCUUUCAUGUUUUCCAAAACAUCCUUCUGUUAGCAUAAAAAUUCAAAGAUUCACCAAUGAGCGCACAUUCUUUUUAAAUUGAUAACUGCAACCCUGCUGCACCUCCACUGCUACCAAUCAAAGGUUGAUCAUGACAUCCUAAACAGAUUGGCAGAUCUCAAGCUACUUGGUGUAAUCAGUUACCUGUUGAUGUGUAGUUGAAGCAGUGCUCAUUAUGUAUAAUGUAUUUGUAUAUGUGUCUUUGAAAGGGAUAAAUGCU
Messenger RNA from Stegostoma tigrinum, 2227 nucleotides. RefSeq names its product mitotic spindle organizing protein 2B (gene mzt2b). Bases 247 to 963 code for a protein of 238 amino acids. The transcript is spliced from 6 exons. Lineage: Eukaryota; Metazoa; Chordata; Chondrichthyes; Orectolobiformes; Stegostomatidae. The record is from RefSeq and is a predicted model, not a curated record. Gene Ontology annotation, cellular component: spindle; centrosome.